Betta splendens (Siamese fighting fish) is the source of this 3232-nucleotide messenger RNA. RefSeq names its product ADAM metallopeptidase domain 11 (gene adam11). Gene Ontology annotation, molecular function: metalloendopeptidase activity. The record is from RefSeq and is a predicted model, not a curated record. Gene Ontology annotation, biological process: proteolysis. The transcript has 26 exons. Lineage: Eukaryota; Metazoa; Chordata; Actinopteri; Anabantiformes; Osphronemidae. The coding region runs from base 289 to 2601 and encodes 770 amino acids.
UGCUUCUUGUUUCCCGCUCCUCGCGCAGCCUCACAUCCUUCGGCGUCGUUCACAUCAGGCUGGGGAGCGCGUGUGCGCGCGCCAGUGUUCCGGGGCUUGGUGACGCCGACUCGUCAUGCCGCUGCAGCCCAGAGGAGGACCAGCAUCAGGGGGCUUUUGAGCUCGAGGCGGGACGGAGAAAUGCGGGCGUCGCGUCGUGCUCGUGCUCACCGUGAAGCCCAGUCCUGCCGUCGGCUCAUCUAAGCGGCGCUGCUCGGACUCAGACGCCGCGGGGACUAUGUGAGCACCAUGCUCGCUGUGGGGUGCCUGCUGUUCGCCGCGGCGUGCGCGCGGUGCACCGCGACAGGUGCGGAGGAGCGGUCGCAGCCCGCAGAGGAGCGCGUGCAGCCCAGGCGGCUCCUGCAGCAGAUCCACACGGAGGAGGAGCUGCUCCACAGCCGCCUGGACACCCGAGUGAGGAACUCCACGGCGGGGGUGCGGCCCAUCCAUCUGGCACAGAGCAGCUUCCUGGUGGAGGCUUUUGGCACGUCCUUCAUCCUUGACCUGGAGCUGAACCACAACCUCUUGUCUACAGACUAUGUGGAGCGUUACUAUAAUGAGGAUGGACAGCCGGCCCAGACUGCGGGAGGGGAGCACUGCUACUACCACGGGCGCGUGCGUGGGGCGCCGGCGUCGUGGGCCGCUCUGUCCACCUGCCACGGCCUGCGGGGGAUGUUCUCCGACGGGAAGUCCUCGUACGGCAUCGAACCCGCGGGCGGCGAGCAGGCGAGUUGGGACCACAUCGUGUACCGGAUGCCAGACGUCGACCUGUCUCCUCCUCCCUGUCCAGGUAGAACCUGUCCACAUACACACACAGUGUCCUCCUCGCCACCCGAGCAGGAGCUGAAGGAUGGAGACGACCGGUCUGGAGAGGACAAGCCAGCGCUCGAAGGGCUGAGACGCUCGAAAAGACAAGUGAGGAGAGGCCAGCGCACAGUCCAGACUGAGACCAAGUACAUCGAGCUGAUGGUUGUCAACGACCACGAGCUGUUUGUGCAACUCCGUCGUUCUGCCACUCAGACCAAGAACUUUGCCAAAGCAGUGGUGAACAUGGCCGACGCGAUCUAUAAGGAGCAGCUGAACACUCGCAUCGUCCUGGUGGCCAUGGAAACGUGGUCGUCUGAAAACAGGGUCUCCGUGGGCGACGACCCGCUGCUCACCCUGCGCGACUUCAUGAAAUACAGGAAGGAGAGCAUCAAGGAGCGCUGUGACGCUGUGCACCUGUUCUCCGGGAGGACAUUCAUGAGCAGCCGCAGCGAGGCCGCCUACAUCGGUGGCAUCUGCUCCGUCACCAGGGGCGGAGGCAUCAAUGAGUUCGGCAGCGUGGGCCCCAUGGCCAUCACCUUGUGUCGGAGCCUCGGCCAGAACAUCGGCAUGCUGAGGAACAAGGAGCGAGCGUCUGCAGGAGACUGCCGGUGUCCAGAUCCGUGGCUGGGCUGUAUCAUGGAGGACACAGGGUACUACCUCCCUAGGAAGUUCUCUCGCUGCAGCAUAGACGAGUACCUGCGCUUCCUGCAGCAGGGGGGAGGGAGCUGCCUCUUCAACAAGCCCAGCAGGCUGCUGGAUCCGCCCGAAUGCGGCAACGGAUACGUGGAGCCGGGAGAGGAGUGUGACUGCGGAUUGCUGGUGGAGUGUGCGCGGAGCGGAGCCAGCUGCUGCAAGAAGUGCACGCUUACCCACAAUGCAAUGUGCAGCAACGGGCUCUGCUGCAGAGACUGCAAGUACGAGCUGAGAGGCGUGACCUGCCGCGAGGCCGUCAACGACUGUGACAUUCCCGAGACCUGCGUGGGAGACUCCAGCCAAUGUCCUCAUAACGUCCACAAACUGGACGGCUACAUGUGCGAUGCUGGUCAGGGCCGAUGCUACGGAGGCCGCUGUAAGACCAGAGAUGGCCAGUGCAGGACUCUGUGGGGCUACAACUCUGCAGACAGGUUUUGCUACGAGAAGCUGAACUCCGAGGGCACGGAGAAAGGCAACUGUGGCCCAGACCCGGGCGGACACGGAUGGGUUCAGUGCAACAAGCAAGAUGUCCUGUGCGGUUUGCUGCUGUGCACCAACCUGACGGCUCAGCCGAGGUUCGGCGAGCUGCAGGGGAAGAUCACCAGCCUGACAAUCCACCACCAGAACCGAUACCUGGACUGCAGGGGGGGCCACGCCGUGCUGGACGACGGCCUGGACCUGGGCUACGUAGAGGACGGGACGCCCUGUGGUCCAAACAUGAUGUGUCUGGAGCGCCGCUGCCUCCCCGUCCCCACCUUCAACCUCAGCACCUGCCCAGGCUCCUCGUCUUCACGCAUCUGCUCCCACCACGGGACGUGCAGUAACGAGGUGAGGUGUAUAUGUGACCCGGACUACACGGGGAAGGACUGCAGCGUGUUUGACCCCAUCCCCAUCCCAACGCCACCGGACGGCCCGGAGAAAUACAGAGGUCCCAGCGGUACCAACAUCAUCAUAGGCUCGGUCGCCGGUGCCAUUCUGGUGGCAGCGAUAGUCCUGGGGGGAACGGGCUGGGGCUUUAAGAACAUCCGGAGAGGAAGGUACGACCCCACCUUUCAGUCCUGAUCCGUCUUCCACAUUAAUGCCAUUGGUUUUAUAAGCUGUUGUCUGUUCUUAGCAUACGUUUGCCUCAGUAUCGUUUGCACUGUCACUAAAAGCACUGACAUGUCUGAUGUUGUGUUUAUUUCUCAUUUCUCAUGACUUUCAAUACCAAGUCAAAUGGUUAAUGAUCUUUAUGAAUUAUGUUAAUUUGGAUUAACUACUCAAAUUAACACAAGUGAGGAAAUAUACAUUUACACGUACUUUAGACAAUUAGUCUUUAGCUCCUCAUUGUCAAAUAAGUUUCCAUUUCAAAGUCUUCUCUUUGUGUUUGUGUCUGUAAAUCACUGAAAAACAAGGCUCAUUAUUUAGUCGACUGUUACAGAACAUGAGCUUUUUAUUUGAUUAUGAAACAGUAAAUGCAACCAACAAAAGGAAACUCUAAUAUAACUAAGCAUGUUGUGUUUGAUGUUUUUUUUUUGUUUGAUGUUAUAUUUUGGCACAUUGAUUUUUAUGUAGUCACUUACUUUAAUUUAAUCGGGUUUGAAUCAUUUAAGGAGGAUCUUGGGUCAGAAAUUGGCCAUUCUAGAUAAUUCUCCUGUUGCUUCUAUGAGGCUGCUUCAUUUUCUUCUUCUCUCCUCCUCCUCUUUCCUCCCUU